Molecule: messenger RNA, 935 nt
Organism: Brassica oleracea var. oleracea
Lineage: Eukaryota; Viridiplantae; Streptophyta; Magnoliopsida; Brassicales; Brassicaceae
Exons: 2
Coding region: 83-814 (243 amino acids)
Source: RefSeq, a predicted model, not a curated record
AUCAACAAUAUAAAUAUAUCUCAUCUUCUCUCCCCUUUCAUUUCCUCUCUGUCUCUAUUGUGUGUUUCGGAAGAAUCUUACGAUGGAUAGAGUUGAAUCUUAUGUGUUUGAUAUCUCCGGUGAUAGUUUGUAUCAGUCUUCUUCUUCCGAGUCUCUCUCUUCACCUUCUUCUUCUUCCGCUGCGUCUUCUUCAAUUGGGAAGAACAGCGACGAUGAAGAAGACUUUCACGGUGGCGAAGGGGAAGAGAAUGAAGCUGAGUCUACGUACAAAGGCCCUCUUGAUCUGAUGGAAUCACUAGAAGAAGUCUUACCCGUUAGGAAAGGGAUAUCGAGUUUUUACAACGGAAAGUCAAAGUCAUUCACGAACCUAGCGGCUGAGGCUGCGAAGGCGUUGACUUCUUCCUCGUCGAUGAAGGACUUGGCCAAGCCGGAGAAUCCUUACAGCCGGAGGAGGAGGAAUCUCCUCUGCCAUCAGAUUUGGGAGAACAACAACAAGAAGACAACUCCACGUGGCGGGAUCUCGAAGAAACAUGUCAUGAGCUCGAGCAGGAGCGCGUUGACUCUCGCCAUGGCGGUUGCGGCCGGAGAAGGAUCUUCUUCCGGGGGAGACUCGUCGCAGGGGUCGAGUCCGUCUCCUCCGAGGCAGAGACAUCAUAUGAUGAUGCUUCCUCCGCUGUAUCCUAGGAGUCAGGGGUCUAUUGGUAAUUUGAAGUCGUCUCAAUCGUCGUUGGAGUUUUGUGCCUUGAGAUCGUACUCGGUGGCUGAUAUCUCGAGGUGUUUUCCGGCGAGUGGUCUUGGGUCCAGUGACUCGUAGUGAUCAUGACAUUUGUUUUGUUGAAGUUAUAUCAACCCUUUUUAGGUUUUUGGAUUAACGUCCGGAGAAUGUAUAGACGAGUUUGAAAACUUUUAAAUGGAUCUACAACUUUUUCAUCUUA